This is a messenger RNA of Arabidopsis lyrata subsp. lyrata, 719 nucleotides long. Its product is annotated as centromere protein X. The record is from RefSeq and is a predicted model, not a curated record. The transcript has 8 exons. The coding region runs from base 214 to 528 and encodes 104 amino acids. Gene Ontology annotation, biological process: resolution of meiotic recombination intermediates; kinetochore assembly; DNA repair. Gene Ontology annotation, cellular component: Fanconi anaemia nuclear complex; FANCM-MHF complex. NCBI's taxonomy places the organism in Eukaryota, Viridiplantae, Streptophyta, Magnoliopsida, Brassicales, Brassicaceae.
AACAAUGCGUUUUAUUAUACUUAAUGGGCUGGGCUUCUCCACCAUAUCGAUUUAAAACGGUGUCGUUUUAGAUUUCGUUUCUUUUUCCUUCAUCGACUUCUAAAUCCCAGUUCUCUUCCCUCCAAUCCUCCAUCGGAGCUCGUUAUCGCGGCCUCACUGUAAAUCGCUACCUUCGUUGUAUCAACAUCUCAGGGAAGCUUCGUUACAUGCGUCAUGGAUGCGAACAAUACCUUCGAUUCUGAUCUGAUUCACGCCAUUUUUAAGCACAUUUGGGCCCGAAGAUUUCGCGAAAGGGAGAGGAGCGAUGCCAUUGAUGCUACGGAAGCUGAGAUUGCUCUGGGAACAACCAAGAAGAACAGACUUGCUUCUGCAAACGCAAAUGCUUUAAAACUCAGCUGUGAACUUCUCAAGAGUUUUGUCUCAGAGGCUGUGCAGCGUGCUGCUAUAAUCGCUGAAGCUGAGGGAAUGGACAAGAUUGAAGCUACUCAUUUAGAGAGGAUUCUUCCCCAACUUCUUUUGGACUUUUAAGAAGGCUGAUAUAAAGCGGAAGAGCGAGAUGUAGGAAUCUUCUUACGGUAUGAAAGAGCAAUUUCUUUAGCCUUCGGAUCUGCAGAAACAGCAAGCACAAUAUAAGAGCUUGUCUAAACUGAGGAUAUAUUAUCUAAUCAAGACUAAAGCUAUCUGUAAACCAAUAGUAAAAAGACAGUACCUUUGCAUUU